This is a messenger RNA of Ruditapes philippinarum (Manila clam), 3376 nucleotides long. RefSeq names its product collagen alpha-1(XII) chain-like. The transcript has 2 exons. NCBI's taxonomy places the organism in Eukaryota, Metazoa, Mollusca, Bivalvia, Venerida, Veneridae. The record is from RefSeq and is a predicted model, not a curated record. Bases 411 to 1499 code for a protein of 362 amino acids.
GUCAAAAACGUCACCAUAUUGGUGUAUUUACAAAUGAAAUUAAGUUGUUUUUUAUUUACAAUACUAAGAGCCAUUCCAUUACAUUAUUAGUAAACCUCCAGCUUAUACUGGUUUGUAGUUUUAUUGUAAAAAGUUUCAGGCAGUUAAUUUAAAAUAUUGAUAACAAAACCAACUUAUUUUGAGUUUUCAUCUUCCUACGUAAUCAUAAUGGCAAUUUUACAAUUAAUGAGAUUGAUAUUCUAAUAAAACACGUCGUCAUAAUCAAUUAGCCAGUCACGAUAAUAAACCCUUUUGAAAAAGACAUUCGAAGACAAAUUCAUAUCAUAUUCCCGACCGAACAGUUAUGUUUUAUUCCAGUGUGUAGUCUAAUCCAAGUUGAUUUGAUAUUUCUUUUGGACACAUCAACUAGCAUGGGAGGCAAGGAUUUUCAAAACAUGAAAACAUUUGUCAAGUAUAUUGUUUCUGAAAUUGAUAUUACCAACGGGACAUCUCGCGUUGGUGUAUUCACGUUCAAUAAUCAGGCGAAGUUGGAGUUUGAUUUAAACACAUAUAAAACAAAUGCAGAUGUUAUAAAAGCUAUUGACGCUAUUCCACAAGAGUUUGGUAACACCAAUACGGCUGCGGCGCUUCGUGCAAUAACGCAGCAAGGGUUUACCAAAAGUGGUGGUGAUAGGGACAAUAUUCCUAAUGUUGCGGUUCUCAUUACGGAUGGACAGGCCAAUGUGGAUCCGGAUCAGAUGGUGCCUGAGUCUAAGACUGUUAAAAAGAAUGGAAUAUACUUAUAUGCAUUUGCUAUAAAACUCAGGGCAUAUUCUGAGUUCAAGAAAAUUACAUCCUUACCAUCAAACAGAACAGCUGUAUUUCUACCCAACUUUGAGUCUUUGGUUUCGUAUAGCCCAUCUUUCAUGCAGACACUUUGUGAAGAUUGUCCCCCUUCUUUUAUCGACAUUGUCUUUAUACUCGAUUCAUCAACAAGUGUUGGCGGAAUUAAUUUUAAGAAAAUGCUCAAUUUCGUUCAACAAAUGGUAUCUGAUGCAAAUGUUCAUUCAUCUGGCGUAAGAGUUGGCCUGAUGACAUUCAGUACAAGGUCUAAAAUUAUAUUCCACCUCAAUGAAAUUAAAGACAAAGUAACAUUUAACAACGAAAUUGAAAAGGUAGCCUACUCCUACGGAAACACCAAUACGGCCGACGCAAUUCGAACCAUGCGCACGCAGAUGUUCCGGAAGGAAAACGGAGAUCGUGAUGGCAUAAAAAACGUAGCUGUUAUUGUAACCGAUGGAGUAUCAAAUAUGAAUCCCCAACUUGUCUCAACUGAGGCCGAGCUAGCCCAUGAUGCAGGAAUUCAUAUAAUUGCUAUUGGAAUCAACUUGAAUAGCUUGAACGAGUUAGACAGUAUUGCUAGUAAACCAUUGGAAUACAAUAGGUUUGUUGUUGAUAACUUUAGCCGACUUGCUGAAGUAAAAACGGAUUUAUUUCCUACGACAUGUCUAGGUAUUUAAGCACAGUGCACCAACAAUAAACAAACGCCUUACAUGUUACAUGUCCUAGUAAACACAGUUUUUUUCUCAUAUUUUAUCAAACCACAUAUAAUUCAUACGCUAUGUAGAAAUAAUUAAAUGCGUUGCUUUUACUGUACUGUGUUAAAGUAAAAUGAGAAACACAAUUUGCAAAAGCUGAUUUUAUGUGUGACGGUAUAUCUACAUGCAAAGUCUAAUUGUGUUUCAUUGAAAAUAGUUCAUUGUUGCCAAUUAUAGUUCGUUGAUACAAAAAAACGUUGUAACGUUGUGUGAUUGCUUUUAACGUUUUGUGUGUUAUAAGAUGUUUACAAUGAUAUAAACAAGUACAUAUUAUUUGCAAUUCCUGUUUUCAUCGUCUAACAUUUUACACUUGUUUCUAUGUGGUCGUAUUACUUGAUGUAUUGUUUAUUUUGGAAACAAAAUUAUUUGUUCUUUUAGCAAAUCAUAUUACUGCCUUUGCUUUUCGUUUGUUUUGUAACAAAACAUCACGUUUUUUAUUUCAGUACUGUUGCCAAACGUCAACAGAUGUGAUAUCUGGAACUAUUUUAUUUAAUGGUUGAUGUUGUUGUUUCUUAAUUAACGAAUGAAUUAUGCAGGAAUUGUCCCUUGUGUUUUUAAAUUUAAAUUGGCAGGCCUAAGUAUUGAUUUUUAUUUUCCUAUAUUUAAAUUAACUGGCCUUAGUAUUGGUCCUUAUGUCUCUACCUUUAGAUAAUCUGGCAUAAGUAUUUUGUACAUUUAAAGUAUGGGGCAUAGGUUAAAAAUCUUCGUGCAUUUUUCUUAGAUACAUGUAUAUACCAUUCUGAUUAUUGUUAAACCAGGAACGUCAAAACAACACCGGCGUUGUAUGAAUACAUAAAAAGCAAAUGUUUAAAACCUUAUAUUUCCAACUGAAUGACAAUUUGCUUUUACGCUUUGAGUCUUACAAACAUAUUAGUGUUUUCGUUAAUAAACCAUGAUCAACUUUCUAACAAGAGUGUACUUUCAUUUCGAAAUUCAUCUAGGUAAACGUUUAUACAAUCACUUUGAAAAUGUUUGCUUGCAUUGUUGUCAUUUGUAGAUGAUUUGUUUAAUACACACAAUUACAAAAUCGCUGAAGAUAAAGUAUAAAGUAGUAGUAAAACACGUCUUCUAGAUGAUAAUUAUCUUAUAGCACAUUAUAUAUUCAUAAAAAAUAUCACCAUUACGUAUACGUUUUCUUUCUUUAAAAUUUACACGUUCUGCUCAAUAGAUUUUAAUAUCAAACGAUAUAUUAAAUAAAUUAACAUUGAUGUUAACAUAAAUAUGUUAUGUAUUUUCUUAAAUUUCUAAACAAAAUACAUGAAAAAUAAUCACAUGAAGUAAAACUAUGAAUUUCAUCUAAACUUUAUAUUUAACAUUUAAGAGUAAUCUUUAAAACGAACAAGAAAAGCGGCAUGACUCCACAUGAGUAGACAAUUUAAAAGAAAUGGCAUUCGAAAUAUAAAUACAUGUAAUUAAGUGCAAAAUAAAAUGGAAGAAUUUUUUAUUUUUUCCAUAUUUUAAAUGACUCACUUAAGAAUAAGAGCUGGCUUGUCCUAUUCUAUUUGUUGUAUUUUGAUUCUGUUUAUAAAUACUUCAGGCUAUUGCUGUUUUUAUACCCUUGACAUCAUUUAUCAACAAGAAUGAAUACAUUUCUAAAUUUCCAUUAAAUAGAUGUGGAGGUAUGCUGCUUUAUAUAAAAUAAUAAUGAUUAUGAUUAAAAAAAUAAUAUUACCUAAUAGGUGGAAAGCGUUUUGCAGACAGAAAUGGAGGUAAGAGCAAGAUAAUCACUAAUUUCCAUCAUUACAUUACACUUAUGAUUACUUUUACAACGAUGAGUUUAAAAUUAACUUUUCAUUACA